This is a messenger RNA of Microcebus murinus (gray mouse lemur), 594 nucleotides long. It is a transcript of the gene UTS2, whose product is annotated as urotensin 2. Gene Ontology annotation, cellular component: extracellular region. Gene Ontology annotation, biological process: blood vessel diameter maintenance; regulation of blood pressure. The record is from RefSeq and is a predicted model, not a curated record. NCBI's taxonomy places the organism in Eukaryota, Metazoa, Chordata, Mammalia, Primates, Cheirogaleidae. Gene Ontology annotation, molecular function: hormone activity.
AUGCAUAAGCUGGGCUCCUGCUGUUUGCUUUUCAUAGGAUUCUUAACCCCUCUCUUAUCUCUUCCCAUCUCUGACUCCAGGGAAGUAUCCCUUCAGCUCUCAGCACGGGAUGGAGACGCGAGGCUGGCGCUGCAGGACCCGCAAGGAGCCUCCGCUCUGCAGGCGCUGCCGGAGACCGUGGCGGCCGGAAGAGGCGACGUUCCGAGGGAAACAGGUCCUACUACAAACAUUUUUAACCCAAGAGGAAAUCUGAGAAAGUUUCAGGCUUUCUCUGGACAAGACCCAUUUAAUAUUCUCCUGAGUCAUCUUUUGGCUGGAACCAGGAAAGAAUACAAGAAACGUGGGACUCCUGAAUGCUUCUGGAAAUACUGCGUCUGACGUGGAAUGGAUGUCUAUUAGUUAACUCAGAAACACUUACCUUAGAAAAUUAAAAAUAAAAAUGCUUAGGCAAACUAUACCCUGUUCCUUAUUAUUUGAAAAAUAAAUCCUCUAUGUUUUGCAAAUAUCAUGAGUGAUUAUUUUCACUAUAAAUUAUCCUGAAAACCUGUAAUUUUUCCUUCCUUUAAUUUAUCCUUAGAGAAAUCUUUGAAAAUU